AUGGCCCCUUCAAAGACCGAAUCUUUAAAAGAGCGGGAGGCUCAUGGUGAGGUUAAUACGGUAGAGGAUAUUGAAAGAAUUCCCACCGGUCAAGUCGACAACUAUCAUGGGCUGACAUUAUCCAUUGUCCUUGUUUAUCUGUCUCUUGUUCUUGUUAACUUCGCAGGCAUGAUAACGGUCGUUUCUUCCGGCUUGGUUGGCACGUACAUGGCUGCCGACAUUGGAGAUCCGGGCAAAGCGCAAUGGCUUCCGCAAACCAACACCAUAAUAACUCUCGCUUUCGUCACACCGAUUUCCCAGGUCGCAGAUUACUGGGGCCGCAAAGGGCCACUAGUCAUCGCCUCUGUGGUGACCUGCAUUGGGAGCAUUAUCGUUUCCCGGGCUACUAAUAUGAGCAUGGCCAUUGCAGGAAACGUGCUUGCCAGCACCGCCAAUGCAGUCUCGCCACUGGUCUUUGCCGUUGCCGCAGAAAUUGUGCCUAGACGCUACCGAUCGCUCGCGCAAGGCGGAAUGACUGGGAUGCAGUCGACCGCAGGUAUGGUGGCAUUGUUAGGCGGAACAACUCUAUGCAAGGACUACUUUGAAGGAUGGCGUAUCCUGUGGUAUUUGAUCGCCGGAGUCGGUGGGCUUACCGCAGUGAUCACAUAUUUCUGCUACAACCCUCCUCCAAGAGAGCUACAAAUUGCUCUGAGCCUGAACGAAAAGCUUCGUUGCUUAGACUGGGUCGGCAUCUGCGCGGUCCCAAUCGGUCUGACUCUCGUCGUCGUUGGGUUGACAUGGUCACAAAACCCAUAUAAUUGGAACGAUGCACAUAUUCUCGGCCCUUUCCUCCUCGGCAUGGUCAUACUCGUCUUGAUAGUCUUCUAUGAAGUCAAGGUCAAGAAGGACGGUUUGUUCCAUCAUGGCCUCUUCCGAAAAAGUCGGAAUUUCCCUCUCGCCUUGAUCCAGAUAUUCGUUGAGGGUUCCGUUUUCUUCACAGCCAACACAUUCUUCACGACAGAAAUCGCGAUCCUGUUCACGACAGAUCCGCUGCAGGUUGGUCUGCGCUUUUCCAUGACUUUCGUGGCCGCAUUUACAGCCAGUUUCAUCGUGGGAUGGUAUAUAUCCUGGAGAAAGGCGUUGCGAGGAUCCCUGAUAGCGGGCUUCAUUUGCUUUACUGCUUUUUAUGUCGAUGAAGGAAGUUCAGAAGAGAUGUGGGGCCUGGCCAUCAUCUUAGGGCUGGGUCUCGGUGCUGUGUUGACAUCAUUAGUCACCGCUGCUCAGUUUGGCACCCCUCCUCAGCUCAUCUCACUCAGUGUGGGUGCUUUGCUCUGUGUGAGGACAUUUGGCGCCGCGAUCUCGCUCCCCAUCAACAACGCCAUCUUCAACUCGCAGAUCAAGAAAAACCUUGGGCCUAACAUCGCUGCUGCCGUAUUGCCCCUUGGUCUCUCUGCGGAAGUUUUGGGGCGAUUCAUCGCAGCAUUGAGUGCCAAUGAUCAAGGCGCUCUUGCUCAAAUACCCGGCGUGACCCCUGAAAUUGUCCAGGCUGGUGUGCAAGCCCUUAAAGGCGCAUAUGUCUCGUCUUUCCGUAUUUUGUGGAUCAUGCCGCUUGUGCUGUCUGUUUUGGCUCUCACAUCUUCUUUGUUUCUGGUCAACCCGCGUGAAGAGUUUACCAUGCAUGUCGAUGCUCCAGUUGAGACGAAGAUGACCCGCGCAGAAUACAUUUUCAAAGGCGAGGGGGAAGAAGGAAUCGCUGCGGAUGUCUAUUACCGGAAAAGAGAGUCGACCGAGGCCUUUCCAAUAGCGUUGUACUUCCACGGCGGAAAUUUUACGGUCGGGUCAAAAGAGUUGCUCUCUCGAAGCUACAUACAGAAACUUCUCGACCUGGGCUUCGUUGUCGUGUCAGCAAAUUAUCGGCUUUGCCCCACGAUCUCGGUGUUCGACGGGCCAGUGACGGACGCCUUGGACGCGUACAAAUGGACACAAAGUACGCUGCCGGGCUUGCUGCAAAACGAGGCCGGCAUGUACGUUGAUGGUUCCAAGAUUGUAGUUCUGGGCCAUUCUGCCGGCGGUCUUCUGGCUCUUCUGACGGCCAGCUCUCCCGACCCGCCUCGAGCCAUAUUGGACCUAUUCGGAAUGAAGUAUCUACGAGAUGCAUCAUUCCACACGCCCAGUGCGGCUUUUGCAAAACUCCCGCCUUUCGAAAAGGCAUUCCUCGAUCAGAUACACGAGCAGGUCCCUCCUCCGAGCAGCGGCCCAUCUCCAAUGACGGCGAAGGGCCCCGACUUCUCAAACUUCAGAGUCGCGUGGAUGUUCAACCUCGUCAAGGAAGGCACGCUCUUCUCGACCGUCGUAGCUGAUGGCGAUUAUGAUCGAGUCGACCCUGCAACCCUGUUCGCCAAAAAAGGAAAGGGUUUCCCGCCCACCUAUUUCAUUCAUGGCACCGCAGAUACACUCGUGGACUCAAAACUAUCGCAGCGCGCACACGAUGAGCUGCAGGCCAACAGCGUCGAUACCAAACUAGUUCUUGUCGAGGGAGCGUCCCAUGGGUUUGACGCGAAAGCCCAGCCAGGUGACGAGACAUUCGCGAUUGUGGAGAAGGGGUUUGAAUUCCUCAAGGCGCACCUCUGA
Diaporthe amygdali is the source of this 2610-nucleotide messenger RNA. RefSeq lists its product as uncharacterized. Gene Ontology annotation, cellular component: membrane. The record is from RefSeq and is a predicted model, not a curated record. Gene Ontology annotation, molecular function: hydrolase activity; transmembrane transporter activity. The coding region runs from base 1 to 2610 and encodes 869 amino acids. The transcript has 8 exons. Gene Ontology annotation, biological process: transmembrane transport. Lineage: Eukaryota; Fungi; Ascomycota; Sordariomycetes; Diaporthales; Diaporthaceae.